AUGCUCUUGGUUUUGAACAGGAUGAUGUCUCAGCUUUCUUCUCUUUUCAUUUUGCUAAGAAAUGAUGAGAUUACAGCAAAGGAUGUCCUCAAUCAUACAGACUGGUCCUUGAUUCACAAUACCAAAUCCUUCAAGGACAUUGCCUUUCUAUGUAUUGUGACUGCUAUCAUUGCAGAGCACUCUUUCUUUCUGUGGAAACAGAAUCCUUCAAAGUCCACUGCCCCCUUUGAAUCAGCCAUGCAAAAGUUCAACUUGUCUGCUGAUGUGGCAAAAAUUAAAAUUGCCAUCAAGGCGGCCUCUCGGCUUAAAACUGAGGACCAAAAGAAACAGGCCCUUGUAAAGAUUGCUAUGGACAAUUGUCUUUCCCACCUUGCCAGAAUUUCAUAA
Messenger RNA from Laccaria bicolor S238N-H82, 387 nucleotides. RefSeq lists its product as uncharacterized. NCBI's taxonomy places the organism in Eukaryota, Fungi, Basidiomycota, Agaricomycetes, Agaricales, Hydnangiaceae. The coding region runs from base 1 to 387 and encodes 128 amino acids. The record is from RefSeq and is a predicted model, not a curated record. The transcript is spliced from 8 exons.